Boeremia exigua is the source of this 546-nucleotide messenger RNA. RefSeq lists its product as uncharacterized. The transcript has 2 exons. NCBI's taxonomy places the organism in Eukaryota, Fungi, Ascomycota, Dothideomycetes, Pleosporales, Didymellaceae. The record is from RefSeq and is a predicted model, not a curated record. The coding region runs from base 1 to 546 and encodes 181 amino acids.
AUGCUCUUCCAGAAGCUCGCCAUUGCUACUGCUCUGACCGCCCUUGUUGCGGCUCAAGAGAUAGACCAGGACGAUAUCCCCCAACAGUGCACGCAAGUAUGCGCAGAGGUUGUGACCAUUGCCCGUGACUGCGACAGACAAUCGAACGACAAUGCUGAGAUUCAGUGCAUUUGCCGCGCCAACAAUGCCAACACACUACUUCCCGCUUGCGAUGCUUGCGUCCAGCAGUACGACCGCGACUUGGACGACGACAACGAUAGGAACGACAACGACGUUCGCGAGAUUCUCAGAAGCUGCAACUUCUCAGUCCAGAGUACCUUCACGUUGUCCAGUGGUGGCACCGCCGCUGCUACGGCGCUGCCUUCUCUCUCUGCUACCCCAACAGCAGGCAAUACCUUCGUCAAUGCCCAGACAUCUGUAAAUGCAGCAGCUACUACAGCUGCCGGUUCGCAAAUCUCUCAAAAUGCUGCGCCCGCUGUUACUGCCGCGGCUGGUAUGGCCGGUAUGGGACUUGGUGCACUUGGACUCGCACUUGGUAUGAUCUAA